Molecule: messenger RNA, 1171 nt
Organism: Hippocampus comes (tiger tail seahorse)
Lineage: Eukaryota; Metazoa; Chordata; Actinopteri; Syngnathiformes; Syngnathidae
Product: chymotrypsin A-like
Exons: 9
Coding region: 19-1125 (368 amino acids)
Biological process (GO): proteolysis
Molecular function (GO): serine-type endopeptidase activity
Source: RefSeq, a predicted model, not a curated record
AGAAGACAUGAUGUCGCCAUGGCCUUCCUGUGGAUCCUCUCGUGCCUCGCCUUCGUCGGCGCCGCCUACGGUUGCGGCUCUCCCGCCAUCCCUCCCGUGAUCACGGGAUACUCUCGUAUCGUCAACGGCGAGGAGGCGGUGCCUCACUCCUGGCCCUGGCAGGUGUCACUGCAGGACUACACGGGUUUCCACUUCUGCGGCGGCUCCUUGGUCAACGAGAACUGGGUGGUGACGGCGGCGCACUGCAACGUCAGGACUUCCCACCGCGUGGUUCUGGGUGAGCAUGACCGCUCGUCCGCCGAGGAGGACACCCAGGUGCUGAGGGUGGGCAAGGUGAGACCGCGGCUCUGUCGGCAUGGUUCCAGCGAGCGCGGUUGGCCGCCUUCUCCCGACACGCCGGCCCUCCUGCAGCAGGCCUCCCUGCCGCUGAUGACCAACGAGCAGUGCCGCCGAUUCUGGGGCAACAAGAUCAGCAACCUGAUGAUCUGCGCCGGAGCCUCCGGAGCCUCAUCAUGCAUGGGCGACUCUGGCGGCCCCCUGGUCUGCCAGAAGGAGGGCGCCUGGACCCUGGUGGGCAUCGUGUCCUGGGGCAGCGGAACGUGCACGCCCACUAUGCCCGGCGUCUACGCCCGCGUCACCGAACUCCGCGCCUGGAUGGACCAGACCAUGGCGCAGAUGCGUCCGGAUAAAAGGCCGGCGUUCGUCUGCAGAAGACAUGAUGUCGCCAUGGCCUUCCUGUGGAUCCUCUCGUGCCUCGCCUUCGUCGGCGCCGCCUACGCUCCGGCCGCUCCGGCCCGACCCUCACCCCGAGCCUACGCUUGCCUUUCAGCUCCCGACACGCCGGCCCUCCUGCAGCAGGCCUCCCUGCCGCUGAUGACCAACGAGCAGUGCCGCCGAUUCUGGGGCAACAAGAUCAGCAACCUGAUGAUCUGCGCCGGAGCCUCCGGAGCCUCAUCAUGCAUGGGCGACUCUGGCGGCCCCCUGGUCUGCCAGAAGGAGGGCGCCUGGACCCUGGUGGGCAUCGUGUCCUGGGGCAGCGGAACGUGCACGCCCACUAUGCCCGGCGUCUACGCCCGCGUCACCGAACUCCGCGCCUGGAUGGACCAGACCAUGGCCGCCAACUAAGCCCAACGCACAACGUCAUGGUCAAUAAAACGUCUCCAACGACAAA